AAACAACAGACAUUACCAGCCACCCAACACCGCAUAAUUGUCCUGCGCCCAUCCAUUAGAUCAUCUCUUAUACUCUACAUACGCUUUGUGUCGGACUCCAGUCGCUAUUGAUUGUCAUAUCGCUACAAUGGACGCCAAGGAACCACUACUCCCAUCGGAUCCUCCACCCUCGUACGAAGAUGCACGCAAAUCGCCUCUUGCCCACAACAGAUCAGCCUCGGGCGCAGCGCCAGGCAAAAGACCGCCCCCCGGCCCUCCGCCACCACUCAGCUUACCCGCGCUGAACCAACUGAGGGGAUCCAGGGUCGUCCUUGCAAGCAAAUCACCAAGAAGGAGACAGCUGCUUGCGCAGCUUGGCCUGACCAAGAUCGAUGUAUGUCCUUCGCAGUUUGCCGAGAACCUCGACCACUCCAUGGGCGCGCUGAACUAUGUGCUUGAAACCGCGUCCGCCAAAGCGCUCGAUGUCUACAAAGCCGAACUCAACAAUGAAGAACGCGGCGAGCCGGCAAUUGUCAUUUCAGCCGAUACUAUUAUAGUUUCUCACGAUGGGCGAAUACUGGAAAAGCCACGGAGCGAGGCACAUCACAUUGGCAUGCUGAAGAUGCUGAGAGAUCAGGGCGAGCACAAGGUCAUGACAGCUGUGGUGGUAAUGAAGCCGCUGGAGUCGGCCGUAGUGCCGGGCUAUGCUAUGAAGACGCACAUUGAGGAAACGACCGUCAGAUUCGAUCCUAACGUGACGGAUGAGCUUAUUCUUGCAUAUGUAAGAACACGCGACGGAAAUGACAAGGCAGGCGGAUAUGGCAUCCAGACGGCUGGUUCGGUGCUCAUUGAACGCAUAGAGGGCUCAUACGACAACGUGGUGGGACUGCCGCUUAGGGCUACUCUUAGGCUUAUCGAGAAUGUCAUGCAGCCCGAGGAGGAAGAAAGCGACGGGGAUUUCUUUGUUGAUAGUAAAGAGGAGGAAGAUGACUAGUCGCAUGUCUCGACAUGCUCUUGUGGUAUCCAUCUUGUGCAAAGGGGCCGUGGCUGGUCCAGGGUUAAAGCACUCCGGGCAUGAAUGAUAGAAUCAUGGACGUGCAUGUGUAUGCAGAAUACAAAUACCACAUAUGCGUCGUA
Bipolaris maydis ATCC 48331 is the source of this 1116-nucleotide messenger RNA. Its product is annotated as Maf-like protein-domain-containing protein. NCBI's taxonomy places the organism in Eukaryota, Fungi, Ascomycota, Dothideomycetes, Pleosporales, Pleosporaceae. Gene Ontology annotation, molecular function: nucleoside triphosphate diphosphatase activity. The record is from RefSeq and is a predicted model, not a curated record.